UUUUAAAUCUUUGUUUUGAUAAAUUUGGCGAACUCUAAGUCUCACAAUGUUGAGGCAAUUUUUGUGAAAAUAUCAUUUUGGCAGAGGUCGUUUGUGUGAGAUCAAACGCUCAUCCUACAGAAUGAGUAUUUUUAUAACCAGAUUUGCUAAAAUUCCGACAAGACGAGUGCUCAGGACAAGAUUCUUCUGCAAUCAAAGGUCUGCCUUGGAGAAAAGCAACACUGAAAAAGUGCUAGAGAUUCCAGGAUGCUUCCAUUUCCACGCAAAUUUUGACCAAGAACUGCAAAGAAAAAUUGUGGAAUCAAUGCUAAUUUAUCCAGAUUUUAUCACACAAUUAGAGGAAGAGACGAUUUACGCUGAAAUUCAGCCGUACUUGAAGAGACUUCGAUACGAAUUUGACCACUGGGAUGAUGCAAUCCACGGCUAUCGAGAAACGGAAAAGCUAAACUGGAAUGAGUCAAAUUCUAAAAUAAUCGAGCGCCUUCGAAAAAUCGCCUUUCCGCCUGGAACAGCACAACUAGCUCACGUCCACGUUUUAGACUUGGACGCCAAAGGUGUAAUAAAACCUCAUAUUGAUAGCGUCCGAUUUUGCGGAAGCACCAUUGCGGGCAUAAGUUUGCUUUCUAGUUCUGUGAUGAGGCUUGUGAACGACAAGAGAAAAGACCAGGUCGUGGAUAUUUUCUUGAAACAACGUUCACUCUAUAUUAUGAAAAACGACUCGCGUUACGACUACACACAUGAAAUUUUGGGUGAACAGGAUUCUAUUUUCAAAGGAGAGAAGAUCCCUCGAACAAGACGGAUAUCUGUGAUAUGUAGGAAUGAGCCAUCAGCAGAACAUGAAUCAUAGUAAGAGCAAUAGUCUUCUAGUCCUUUAAUUUGUCUGCUCAAAUAAAUUAUUAAACUCGCGAUGCCUAACGCGACAAAAGUCAUGACGGUUUUUUCCUGCAAUUAAAACUUCAGUGUUAAUCGCAUUAAAUUAAAUUUCAUGAUCACCUUUAAAAUUAACAUUGCAGUGGUCAUGUGCCAAUUGCCAAUAUCUCUUUCUCAAAACGUAGGCUGCCAUUUUUGGCUGACGGUUCCUCGUAAAGACGCCCUUCAUGCAGCCAGUCGGCCGUAUUAUCUCUGAAAUUGAGAAUUUAAUUUUAAUAUUAUCUAUUUAAUAAUUAAUUUUUUCUACCUUGAGGUGUAAGAAAGUCAGCAAAAUUCCAGACCAUUUCCCCCAUCAACAUGUCCCACUUGUACAAUUUAUCAAAAGCACCAAAAUGCUGGUACAAAGCUUGUGCCUCAAAAUCUUCCGUCCACAUUGCGCUUGGAAGCUAAGAAUUUAAAGUAAUGAUUUAGAUUUUUGAACUUUUAUUUUCUUUCACUGAAUGAAAUCCCGACAGAGCACCCGCACCGUACUCAGUCAAAAUGACCGGCUUUCCGAAUUUAAUAUGCCAGUUUUUAAUUUCUGAAAUGGUCUGUCGUUCGAUUAACUCAAGGUGGCCCUCGUCCCCAUACCAGCCAGCAUAUCUAUUUACACACACCACGUCCAUGUGCUGAACCUUUAUUUAAAAUUUUCAAUGGGAUAUCUUUUAAUAAAAAAAAAAACUAAAAA
Neocloeon triangulifer is the source of this 1597-nucleotide messenger RNA. RefSeq names its product alpha-ketoglutarate-dependent dioxygenase alkB homolog 7, mitochondrial. The transcript has 4 exons. NCBI's taxonomy places the organism in Eukaryota, Metazoa, Arthropoda, Insecta, Ephemeroptera, Baetidae. The record is from RefSeq and is a predicted model, not a curated record. Gene Ontology annotation, biological process: fatty acid metabolic process; DNA damage response. Bases 122 to 847 code for a protein of 241 amino acids. Gene Ontology annotation, cellular component: mitochondrial matrix.